AUGCCCGAGAAAUGGUGGUCGGAUUCAUACGAAGCGUCCAACGGAUAUUUCGGUUGUGAAACAACCCGCCUAGCAAGUAUUGUCACGGGGUUUAAUAUAUGGACAUACUUCGAAACAAAACAGACGCGAGCUGAUUUGAAAUACGAUUGGAUCAAGCUUAACGUCUUCACCAGAUGGGUUCCAUCCACUAAUCAGACGUUUCUGCUUCUUUUCGAUGCGAUAAUGCCUGUUCGGAAGUCAUUUCUCCAGACGCUAUCAAAGCUAACUCUUUCUGGGUUGAGUAUUCCAUUUUGGCCUUACUCGCACGUGCUAGAGAUUGUAGCCGAUCUCCAAGAGUCCGCGGUUUGGGCUAUCCGGAACCAAAGACUACAUGAGAUUGCCCGCCACGCCAUACAUGUUAGCGAGAGUCUGGAUGUCUCGAUACAGAAUAUUGAGAGUAUUUUAAAACACUACAAUCUCUACAUAGCACCAAAACGGAGUGAUUCAUACUUCGGCGCAGACGAAGACAUCUACAAUCGAAUAGAGUCCCUUCGAAGUUAUAUCGCAAAUAUGCGUCAUCGCUCAACCUCCAACGAGAAACGGGUCCAGAACGAGAUCCAGUUAGCGUUCAAUACUGUCGCUCAGGCAAAUGCGUCAACCUCUGUGGAAAUAGGUCGUGCCGCACAGAUCGACAGUUCGGCCAUGAAGACUAUUUCGUUUGUCACGCUAGCUUUUCUUCCGCCUACCUUUAUUUCGUCUGUCUUCAGUAUGUCGUUCUUCCAGUGUGGUGAGGACAAUGGCUGGGGCAUGUCAAACAAGUUCUGGCUUUAUUGGGUGUUCGCCAUUCCCACAACCAUUGCUACGCUUGUAAUUUGGCAGUACUGGCAUAAACUCCUCCCCAGUUUACAUCGUAACGAGCCAGUGAUAGUUCCUGUGCUUAAGGAACAUGCAUGA
Molecule: messenger RNA, 933 nt
Organism: Penicillium canescens
Lineage: Eukaryota; Fungi; Ascomycota; Eurotiomycetes; Eurotiales; Aspergillaceae
Exons: 3
Coding region: 1-933 (310 amino acids)
Source: RefSeq, a predicted model, not a curated record